This is a messenger RNA of Brettanomyces bruxellensis, 888 nucleotides long. RefSeq lists its product as uncharacterized. Gene Ontology annotation, molecular function: hydrolase activity, acting on carbon-nitrogen (but not peptide) bonds, in linear amides. The coding region runs from base 1 to 888 and encodes 295 amino acids. Lineage: Eukaryota; Fungi; Ascomycota; Pichiomycetes; Pichiales; Pichiaceae. The transcript has a single exon. The record is from RefSeq and is a predicted model, not a curated record.
AUGGUUUUAGUUGCGGCUGGGCAAUUGUGUGCAUCCUCAUGCCUUAAAGAAAAUGGGCUUAAAGCGGCAAGACUUAUUGCAAGAGCAUCAAAAAUGGGCUGUAAAGUUCUUUUCCUCCCAGAAGCUUCAGAUUAUAUUGCAAAGAAUGCAGCUCAUUCGAUUAAAAUGGCUCAACCGGUGGAAAAAUCACCUUUUAUGUUCGAAGUGGUGGAACAAUUAAAAAGGCUCAACGCUCUAAACAAAUCUUUAUAUGUUGCCGUUGGAAUUCAUGAACCUUCUGAAGCAUCAAAAAGGGUCAAAAAUACUCUUGUUUACCUGGGAUUGGAUGGCAAAAUCCUUCAUCGCUAUCAAAAGCUGCAUCUCUUUGAUGUUGAAAUCAAGGGUGGCCCCAUUUUACAAGAAUCAAAGGCGGUUGAACCUGGAAACAGUAUUCUUCCACCCUUUGAUACUCCGGCGGGAAAAUUGGGAGUUGGAAUAUGCUACGAUUUGAGAUUUCCUGAGCUUGCAUUAAGACAAAGGUCUCUUGGUGCUGAAAUCUUAACUUUUCCCGCUGCUUGGACUCUGAAAACUGGUCCACACUUUGAAUUACUCGGUAGAUCAACUGCUGUUAUGACUCAAUCUUAUGUUGUUCUUCCAAGUCAGAAGGGAAAGCAUGUUACUCAAACAAAAGAAGAGAUUACGAAGGACGGGUUGAAGUUGAAGAGAGAAUCCUUCGGUCACACUUGCAUAAUUGAUCCGAAUGGAACCAUUGUGGCUCAAUGCAGCGAUAUCGUGGAAAAAGAGCAGAUAUGCGUGGCUGAUAUUAACCUCGAAUAUUUGAAUGUCGUCAGGGAAAAUAUGCCUUUAUGGAACCAAAGAAGGCCUGAUGUGUUUGGCUACAAAGUGUAA